Messenger RNA from Condylostylus longicornis, 3000 nucleotides. It is a transcript of the gene Reck, whose product is annotated as reversion-inducing cysteine-rich protein with Kazal motifs. Gene Ontology annotation, molecular function: metalloendopeptidase inhibitor activity; protein binding. Gene Ontology annotation, biological process: extracellular matrix organization. The transcript has 11 exons. The record is from RefSeq and is a predicted model, not a curated record. Lineage: Eukaryota; Metazoa; Arthropoda; Insecta; Diptera; Dolichopodidae. Gene Ontology annotation, cellular component: plasma membrane. The annotation marks the transcript as partial.
CUCGUGUUAGGAUGGAUUGGAUAUUACGCGGCGAUAAUUGUUUAAGGCGUUAAUAAUAAAUUGAAAAUGAAAUGUUUGAAAAAAUAUUCAAUUUUAAGAAAAUCAAAAAAAUCAAUUAAAAAUAUAUUAAUAUUUUUAAUAUUAAUUAAUAUUAUUGAAAAUAGUUUAGCAUUUAAUAAAACACAUUGGAAUGAAACAACAGAAUAUGAUUUUUCAACUUGUUGUGAACUAGUUUUUGGAUCAUGUAAAUCUUCAUGCGAAAAUUUAUCUCUCGUUCAACUGGCAGCUGUAGAUCCAAAUGGAAAAGAAUUUAAAUUAAAUGAUUUAAGAAGAUUUUGUCCUGAUUUACAGAGUGAUUUUUGGAGUUGUAUUAAUAGAACAUUGCACGCUGUAUCCCGUGGAUCACAAUGGUAUGGUAGAAAAUGUUGUACAUUAGCACAAACAAUAAAAUGUCAAAAUACAUGUGCAACAUCAUCAAAUGUAGAUGAUUUAACUCCGGCAUGCCGCCGAAGUGAUGAACAAUAUAUGUUUACAUGUUUUGAAAGACAGGAAAUGGGUGAUAAAUGUUGUGGAAAUGCAAGAACCUCCGAUUGUUUGCAGGCUUGCCGCAAAAUUUUUGAACAUCAAACAUUGACGCCAUCUAAAGAAAACCGGAAAUAUAUGGAAAAAGUAUGUGGUGAAAAUAAUCCACGGGUUCUUCGAUGUGUUAAGAAUUUUACAACAUUAACGCCAAUAAAAAAUUCAAAAAAAUAUAAUCCUUGUUGUGAAGUAUCAACAAAUUCUCAAUGCCGAGAAACAUGUACUGAAGCUUUAUUAAAUUUACGUUCAAUACAAGAAAUUAUUGAUCAACUUGUUAUUGGUGGUUGUGGUGAAGUUAAUUUACGUAAUCCGAUAUGGCAAUGUUUUCUAUCGGAUGGUAAAACUGUAAUGACCCAAGCAUUACCAAAUGAAGUAUCACAAAUUAAUCAGUUGGGAAUGGAUUCAGCAAAAUUACAUUGUUGUCAUAUAGCAUCAUCGACUAAAUGCCAAAGAUUAUGUAUUCAAACUUAUUCAAAUGAUUGGACAUCAACAUUAACUGAAUUUACAAAUGAUUGUUUAAUGCAGACUCAUGAAAUUGAUUUAAGGCAAUGUAUAAAUGAAGUUGAUGAACCAUGUGAACUUGGUUGUGAUGGACUUAAUUUCUGUUCAAAUUUUAAUAAUAGACCAACUGAAUUAUUUCGAAGUUGUCAUACACAUGCUGAUACUGCAGCACAAAAAGAAUUAUUACUUUGGAAACGAAAAGGUUUCGUUUCAUUACCUGGAAUGAAUUUACCAAUAAAAAAUAUUACAAAAUGUUCACCUAAUAUAUGGCGUGCUAUUGCAUGCACUUUUGAAAUAAAGCCUUGUACAAGAGGAAAACAUUUAAAUCAGAUAUGUAGAGAAGACUGUUAUAAUUUAUUAAGUGAUUGCUUAGAUUGGACUGCAGUUUCAUCGAAAGUUUCAGCUAGUUCGAUAUGUUCGAAACUGUCAUCGGAAUUCGAAGAAGUAGAUUGCGUUUCAUUAAAACCAUACUUAGAACCAAGUGAUAUACCAACAGAAACUGGUGGCCAUCAUCGCUUAACUUCUCCAUGUAAAGGAAAUAUAUGUAAUUCUAGUGAAGUUUGUGUACCUUUUAGAAAUGGAACUAUAGGCUACUCGUGUAUUCCUGGUUGUUCUUUAGGUGAAUUCUCUUUAUAUAAGGUACCGCUUGGAGCUUAUGUCCGAAUUCCAAGUGCUGGACAACCAAAAGGUUGCUUAAAAAUUUGUAGAUGUGGUCAAGAUGGUAAAAUUGAUAACUGUCAACCUUUACCAUGUAUCAAUUAUGAUAAAUGUAAUACUGGUGGUAGAUCAAUUCAACAUGCAAAUUGGUUCUAUUUAGAAUGUAAUUUGUGUAGUUGUUUUGCGGGUGAAAUUACAUGUACUAAAAGACAAUGCAGACUACCAGGCAUUUCAGAUAACAGUUUCACAAGUCUACCAUGUAAAUGUCCACCACAUUAUGUACCAGUAUGUGGUAAAAAUGGUAAAACAUAUAAUUCUGCCUGUAUAGCUAAAUGUUCAGGAUUGCACGAUAUUGACUUAGAAUUCGGUCCAUGCAGCUCAAAGAAUCCUUGUGAAUCUGGGAAAUAUACUUGUCCAACAGGUACUCAAUGUUUACCCGAUCGAAAUGUAUGCUUGUCACCAAUGCAUAGACCUUGUUUGCAAUAUACAUGUGUUAACAUAACAGGAAAAUGCAAUACUGUAAGUACACCAGCUUGCGACAUUAAUGGUAUUACAUAUCCAUCAGCAUGUAAACUUUUACAAAGUGGGAAAAAUUUUUCUCAUUUCGGAAAUUGCAUUAAAAAUUGUCAUAGAGAUGGACCAGUAUGUGGUAUAAACGGUAUUACAUAUCAAUCAGAAUGUGAAGCUUGGUCUGAUUAUUCUUUAGUCGAUUAUAUUGGACCAUGUAUAGAAGUUGGUUUACUUAGUUCAAAUAUGGGUCCAAGAUGUCAUCAAGUUAAAUGUUCAAAAUUACCAUCAGAAUAUUGUAAACCGAUAUAUCCACCAGGUGCCUGUUGCCCUAUUUGUGCUGGUGCCUUAAGAAUAAUAUUUUCAAAAAAACAAAUUGAUCGAGCUUUAUAUGCCUUAAAAAUGAAAAAUAUAGAAAUUUUAACUUUACAAAAUAUAUUAAAAUCUUUAGAUAGUUUAAUUAAAAUAACUGAAUGUCAAUUAGUUGGAUUUUUAACAAUGGAAACUGAUCUUUUUAUAGCUGUUAUAAGUCGUGAAGAAUUACCAAAUCAUAUACAAAUAGAAGCUUGUUCAAUUGAAGCUGAAAAAAUUGCAAGCCUUAUUAAUACACAAAGUCAUAGUAUAACAAGUAAUUUAAUUUUAAGUUCUUUAACUGUUGCAAAUUUAGUUGAUCCUGAUUUAGAAAAUUUUGCUAUAAGUUAUAAAUAUGGAGAUUUUAAUUUAAUAUCGUUAACAAUUUAUAGUUUGGUUACAAUU